Musa acuminata subsp. malaccensis (wild Malaysian banana) is the source of this 758-nucleotide messenger RNA. The record is from RefSeq and is a predicted model, not a curated record. NCBI's taxonomy places the organism in Eukaryota, Viridiplantae, Streptophyta, Magnoliopsida, Zingiberales, Musaceae.
UAAAAAAAAGAAGAAAAAAAAAGAACCCUACUGCACAAGCAUUAAUAUUAGACGGAAGCAAUCCAACCGUGUCGACUUCGAGCCUUGCCUUGUUCUCUCUCGCUGUCGCUCUUCUUCUCUUCCGCCAUCGAUCCCUCUCAUCAAUCCUCUCAGUCUUCGGCCUCUCAUCCUCUCCAGAGCAGGAGCAACCACCAAACCCUCCCUUCCUCUCCUUCUGAUCUCUCGAAGCUUGGAAGGAGAAAAAUAGGGUGAUCCUUUUACCCUUGUUCCGUUUGGAAAGAAUAGAAGAUGCCGCAUCGGACGCGGCCGAUGACGUCGCUCCUGGUGUUCAUGGGGUUGAACUUGGUCCUUGUCAACACACUCUCUCCGGUUUACGAUUUUGUUUGCUUCCUUCCCUACUGGGAACGCCGGAGGGAACGACGUCGAAAGGAGCGUGAGGCUGCCUCUGAAAAGGUUUCUCAGACAACUUAGAUGCUCUUGCCAGGUUCUUUGCUCCAAUUCUCCUUAAAAUAGUGGUAUCCUGAAACCCUAAAUUGAUUUUGCAUCUUCUCAAUACUGGAAACGAACUUAUGUAAGCUUCGAAGGGUGAACUCCUUUGAAGACGUGGUUUCUGUUGACACCAUCAUAGAUGGCUAUUUAUGUAGUGGAGCAAACACUAGGUUAUUAGCAAGGUCAUUUAGUGACUUAUGUUGUUUGGAGAUGCCAUUAGGCUAAAUAUCGUAUUUCCAAGAGAAAAAUAUUGUAGUUCCAAUUUACUU